Messenger RNA from Sinocyclocheilus grahami, 899 nucleotides. RefSeq names its product cysteine and tyrosine-rich protein 1-like. Lineage: Eukaryota; Metazoa; Chordata; Actinopteri; Cypriniformes; Cyprinidae. The record is from RefSeq and is a predicted model, not a curated record. The transcript has 3 exons. The annotation marks the transcript as partial.
AUGUGUGUGUUGGUAGGCCGUGGAGACGCUCAGUGCGACAGCUGUAUUGAGUACUGCUGUGAUGGGGUUCCUCCUUUCUGCUGCUCUUACUAUGCGUAUGUGGGAGACGUGCUCUCCUCAGCUGUCUGCAGAGGCUCAAAUGAGCCCUGCUGUAAUACUCUGAGCACUAGAGACAGGUCCCAAGAAGGUCCUCCACCUCCUUAUAGCUAUGAUUAUGAGAUGUAUCCUCCUGAUCUACGGCCGCCUCCAUACACACCAACUCUACCCAGAGUGGCAAACUACUCUCCACCUCCACCUUAUCCAGGCUACAGCCGCAAAUGAGCCUCCUUAUGUGCCUGAUUCUGAGAGGAUGAAAGUUGCACUAUGAAAUGCACACAAUGAAAACAACACAAACUAGUGUUGGACUGCCAGUGCUCUGUCAAUAAAGCAGGGAUUUCCACUCACUGGACCAGCCGCAAAGAUGAUUCUUACAUGGGGAUUUGAUUAUUUUCAUUCAUGGCAUGGACAUUUAUGGUCUCACAAAUCUAAAAAACACUAAUAAACAUUAUUAGGAAACAGGAGACCAGGACAGGCCUAAAAACUCAAGAUAAAAAAUGUGAUUUGGUAAAUGUAUUUUCUUGUGAUGUGGUCGAAAUCAGUGUUAUUUCUUUAAAUGUCAAAUUAAAAUACAGCAAAAUUAACUGUUAAUAUGGGAGUAAACUUCAUAUGUGUUGUACAGUACAGAGUAACAUUAUAUUCUUAUACCUACAAUGUGUCUGUGUGUCUUGAUUACUUUCAAAACAACUGAGGAAAUAAUAUGCUAAAUGUAUUUAUUCAUAGAAAAUUGAAAGAGCAACUUGUAUUUGUAGUUGGCUACUAGCUAUUAUAAAAACAUACCAGAUAGUUAACUGCUCUCAGAA